This is a messenger RNA of Penicillium cataractarum, 1848 nucleotides long. It is a transcript of the gene cdcA, whose product is annotated as phosphoprotein phosphatase CDC14. Lineage: Eukaryota; Fungi; Ascomycota; Eurotiomycetes; Eurotiales; Aspergillaceae. Gene Ontology annotation, cellular component: nucleolus; mitotic spindle midzone; mitotic spindle. The coding region runs from base 1 to 1848 and encodes 615 amino acids. Gene Ontology annotation, biological process: positive regulation of cytokinesis; regulation of exit from mitosis; microtubule cytoskeleton organization. Gene Ontology annotation, molecular function: protein tyrosine/serine/threonine phosphatase activity; protein serine/threonine phosphatase activity. The record is from RefSeq and is a predicted model, not a curated record. The transcript has 3 exons.
AUGACCAUUGACGCUGGCCAUGCAGGCCAGAUGAUCGAGUACAUCCAAGAUCGCCUCUACCUGGCUUCUUAUGACUCGACUCCAUCCUCGCGAACUCCAUUCCCUUAUCCGCUCGAGCAGCCCAAGUCUCCCAGCAAGCGGGCUGCGCGGGCUCAACCCACUACCCCGACGACCAAGCGCCGAUCUCCCGUCUACUUCACCGUUGACGAUACUCUUCUCUACAAUGCGUUCCAUGCGGACUUUGGCCCCCUCCACAUCGGUCACCUGUACCGUUUCGCAGUCCUUUUCCACGAGAUCCUCGGCGACCCCGCCAACAGUGAUCGCCCCGUCGUCUUCUACAGUAAGACGGAUGCACGCAGCCGCGCAAACGCAGCCUGCCUCGUGGCUUGCUACAUGGUCCUCAUCCAGUCCUGGCCACCCCACUUGGCCCUGGCCCCAAUUGCGCAGGCCGACCCCCCUUACAUGCCCUUCCGCGAUGCCGGGUACAGCCAGGCAGACUUUAUCCUGAACAUCCAGGAUGUUGUGUAUGGUGUUUGGAAGGCCAAGGAGCAGGGUCUGUGUGGACUCCGCGACUUCAACCUUGAAGAAUAUGAGAAGUUUGAACGAGUCGACAUGGGUGACUUCAACUGGGUUACUCCCAACUUCCUCGCUUUCGCCUCUCCUCAACACCAACCCGUUGCGCCGGUUCCCAUGAACACCCCCGAAUACGACGCCCUCCCCUCCUCCAUCUCCGAGAUUUGCUCUUCCAAGCUUCCUCUCCCAUUCAAAAACGUUCUUGUCCACUUCACCUCCCGCAAUAUUGGUCUCGUCGUUCGCUUGAACUCUGAGCUGUACAGCCCAUCGUAUUUCACCGCCCUAGGCAUCCAGCACAUCGACAUGAUCUUCGAGGAUGGCACAUGCCCCCCUCUUACACUCGUUCGGAGGUUUAUCAAGCUGGCACACGACAUGAUCAAUGUCAAGAACAAGGGCAUUGCAGUCCACUGCAAGGCUGGUCUGGGUCGUACGGGAUGUUUGAUCGGUGCUUAUCUGAUCUAUCGCUAUGGAUUUACUGCCAAUGAGGUCAUUGCCUUCAUGCGGUUCAUGCGCCCUGGUAUGGUCGUCGGCCCGCAGCAGCACUGGCUGCACCUCAACCAAGGUUCCUUCCGGGAAUGGUGGUUCGAGGACAGCAUGCGCGAGAAGUUGGCCCAAGCUGCCCCCGUCACUCCUGCUCGGGUCUCUGUCAAGAAGCGUGGAAGCAACGGUGUGGUCUCUACUCCUCCGAACAACAGCCACUCGAAGCGCGCCGCGCUUGGCGAAAUUGAUCACAAUGAGGGUGCUGCCACCCACCACGAAGAAAAUCUCCCUGCCCCAACCCCAGGACAGCCACGAAAGUCACACCGCAAGGAUUCUCGGCACCACCCUUACGCCCGCACAACUUCCGGUUCAUUGACUGUAGAGCACGAGAGCCACAAGCAGACGGACUCGCGAACUCCUCGUGGCCAUCGUCUAAGCAACGAGAGCAGUGAGAGCGAUGAGGAAAUCCAACUCCGGAUGCUGGCAAAGCGGUCCUCGCGGUCUCCUGUCGCCACAACCACCUCGCGAUCGAUUAGCUACUCGGCCACUGUCACAGCCAGCUACACCCUCACCGACGAUAUUCAUGAGGACCGCGAGAACUGGGUCGAGACGGGGGCUCCCAAGACUCCUGCCAGCCGCAAGAGCGCCGGUGGAACCGUCUCAGUUAGCAAGGUUCGGUCUAGCCCCCGGCGGGUCACAGACAGCAACAAGAGCGAGUCGCGAGGAGUGCGCAAGCCUAGUGGCCGCAUUGGCAGCACCUCUAGCCCAGCCCGGGCCACUCGCACUGCUGCUUAA